Messenger RNA from Punica granatum (pomegranate), 1240 nucleotides. NCBI's taxonomy places the organism in Eukaryota, Viridiplantae, Streptophyta, Magnoliopsida, Myrtales, Lythraceae. The record is from RefSeq and is a predicted model, not a curated record.
GAAUUCAUCACACAUGCCUCCCUCUGGCCUCUCCUCGCCUUCAUCUAGUUCUGGCUUCCUCUCUCUCCGUCUCCGUCUCCGUCUCCGUCUCCCCGCUGUCUGUCUACUCAAGCCAAAAACAGAGGAAACAGAGCAUGUCCCUCCCUGCAGAAGCGCCUCUCCUCUUACCCUGUAUCUGCGUUCUUCUUCUCCUGGCCUCGACGGCUACCUCCUCCACGGACUCCUUUGUCUUUGGGGGCUGCUCGCAGCUCAAGUACACCCCCGGUUCGCCCUACGAGACCGCCGUCAACUCCCUCCUCACCUCCCUCGUCAAUUCGGCCGAGUUCUCCACUUACAACAACUUCACCGUCCCCGGCCCCGGUUCGGCCCCGGAGGACACGGUUUAUGGCCUCUUCCAGUGCCGGGGAGACCUCAGUGCUGAUGACUGCUCCAAGUGUGUCACACGAGCUGUGAGCCGGCUCGGGACUCUCUGCGUUGGCUCGUGCGGUGGCGCCAUGCAGCUCGAUGGCUGCUUCAUCAAGUACGACAACACCUCAUUCCUCGGCGUCGAGGACAAGGCAGUCUUAUUCAAGAAAUGCGGGCCACUUAUCGGGCUCGAUUCUGAAGGCACGACGGAGCGCGACUCCCUGCUGGGCUCUGUGGUAGGAAGUGAUGGUGCCUACAAGCCGUACAGGGCGGGAUGGUCCGGCGAUGCCCGUGCAGUCGCACAGUGCGUGCAGGAUCUGAGCGCGAGCGAGUGCCAGGACUGCCUGACUGAGGCGAUCACACAGCUGAAGACCAACUGCCAGGCUGCGAAGUGGGGAGAUAUGUUCUUAGGCAAGUGCUACGUCCGCUACUCAGAAGGCGGGGAUCACUCACACGACGGACAUGGAUCUAGCAACGACGAUGAAAUUGAGAAGACACUCGCAAUACUCAUCGGACUCAUUGCCGGGGUCGCACUUAUCAUCGUCUUCCUCUCUUUCCUCGCUAGAGUGUGCGAUAGAGGCAAAGGGGGUAAAUAGCAACUCGUGGCCAAUUCAGGAACCGCAUAGAAUCCCUUUUUCCUGUGGAAUUAAUUAUAUUUUUUUUUCUGUAAUUCAUUUGCUGCACUUUUAUUUAUCCCCCCUCUCUCCAUCCUGUCCAGUGGAGUUGCUUUCUAUCUCUGUAUCCUCGUCUUUUGGUAUUCUCUCUCUGUGUAAAAAAUGACCUAGAAGUGUUGGAAUAGGAUACCUUCUGGUCCUUGUCGGCUUUUCCGGUUUUC